GCGGCUUAUGCUGAGAUAUUUAAAAAGAGAACGUUUGUUUAUCUAUGUCUAAAAUAUUUAUGUAAUCAAUGAGGUGGUUGUAGUCUUUUUUAAGUCAUCUGUUAAUCUUAACUGGAAGGCGACAUGCAGCAGCAGGGUUCUACCUUGCGGUGCCAGCGCGUGUCCCCGUGAAAGCACACCGAUUCCGGGAGGAUGCUACGAGUUCGCGCGAAGAUGAAUGAGGUUAGUCGACAUAUAGACAUGAGACACAAGCAAGCCUGCAUCGACUUGGAGAAGGCCACCCAGUACAUCACACAAGCAUUACAGCAUGAAGUAGGUCGGAACCAGGAGCUCUGCAUGUUGAUUCGUCGUCUGGAGGAAAAGGAGGCGGAGACUGGGCGGAGCCUAACAGAGCAGGUGGUGUCGAACAAGCAGCUGAAGCUGAAGAUUAAUGAACUGCAGAAACACCUGGAGGAGAAGGACCACUCACUGACACAGGCCAACCAGACUGUGGCUUUCCUGAAGAAUGAGCUAAGGGACCUGCAUCAACAUCUGCAAAGCCAGCCAAGUAAUAGGACGGCUCAGGAAGUGAAUGAGUGGCCAGAGGAUGUAGAGAGCCAAAUCAAGCCAAUCAGGAGUCUCAGCUCUCCUCUCCAAUCAGAACAGCUGACGGCUGCUGAGGAGCCGCUGGUCUGGUCAGAACAGCUGAAGUCGUCUGAUGAUCAGAUUCCGCUGGUCUCGUCUGACGGUCAGAUUCCGUUGGUCUCGUCUGACGGUCAGAUUCCGCCGGCCUCGUCUGACGGUCAGAUUCCGCUGGUCUGUGAAAGAAGAAAGAAGAUUAAAGACGAAAAUGCUGCUCCUGGAUAUGAAUUGUGCAGUCAGUCUGAGAGAGCUGACCCCAGAGUGGAGUGCACUGUUCCUUCACCAGCAGACAUUAAAUUUGAACAGAUCCAGACUCUGCUGGUCACGUCUGACGGUCAGAGGCUGCUGGAGGCUCCAGUCUCUGAAGAUGAAGAAGAUGAUGGUGGUGAUGAUGAAGAGUAUGGAGAGUACAGCCAUUCAGAGAGAGCUGACCCCAGAGUGGAGUACACUGUCCCUUCACCUGAAGACAUGAAAGUUGAACAGAUCCAGAUGCUUCUUUCCAGUAAGGAGAAGAAUGCCCGUUUACAGAUGCGUCUUUCCAAUAAGGAGAAGACUGCCCGAUUCCGUGCAAAGAUCCGGGCGGAUCCGGCUGCUAGGGCAGCCAGUCUCGCAAAGAGGAGAGAAAGGGAUUCCGAAGUUGACAUGGCACCCAAGAAGGGUGGGGGUAAGACCAAGGCCCAAGGAGCCCCUGCAGCCAAGGCCAAGACUCUCAAGAGAGCCAAAGCCCAAGGACACCCUGAAGACCAGGCUAUAGCGCCCAAGAAAGCCUCCACCCUGGACCCAACAUCUGGCUCUGCUGCCCCGUCCAGCUCAUCUCCCGCAAGCAAUACAGCCCCUCCACCCUGCUCUUCUACAGCAACUUCUGCCCAUCUAUGGAGCACUGAAGACGAAACUACAUUUCAUUCAGUGCUCAGCCUACUGAGAACAUGCUCUGGGCAUCGUCUUGUCAGGUACCCCAUUACUGUGGAGGAGCUGAGGAGGAGGACAUCUCCUCCCGAGAGUAUGUCCUUACACACGGUGACCGCGCUCCUGAGAACGAAUAAGAACUUAAAAAGGGAACUCAGGCAGCAGCUACGGGAGAUGGGGGUGACUCCGAGCCCAGCGACAAGAGUCACCUCCCUUUGCUCGAAACUGUCGGAGGGAGAAGCAAAGGACCUCUGCUCCUCCCUCUGGGAAAUGGCUGCCAGGGGCAUCGAUUUUGAUGACAUCAGUAUGCUUCCUGCCUCCAGCCUCACUAUGGCGACAGGCAGAGCAGUUGAAUUUAAAGAGCAACUGCAGCACCUGGCAACACAAAUCGCACAGAGCAACGACUUCACUCUGUUAACUCACAAUUUGGGGCCUGGAAUGGUCCAGGUUGUGGCCGAAAUCAUGGUCAAAUGUGUAGACUCAUGUAUUGCAAAAUUUUAAAUUGGAGUUAAAUUUGUGUGUUCUGUUCUGGUUUUGUUCGGGGUUUUUUGUAUUUACAUUCAUUAAAUAACUGUUCCUCA
Messenger RNA from Sardina pilchardus (European sardine), 2108 nucleotides. Its product is annotated as mitotic spindle assembly checkpoint protein MAD1-like. NCBI's taxonomy places the organism in Eukaryota, Metazoa, Chordata, Actinopteri, Clupeiformes, Clupeidae. Gene Ontology annotation, biological process: mitotic spindle assembly checkpoint signaling. The record is from RefSeq and is a predicted model, not a curated record. The transcript has 17 exons. The coding region runs from base 193 to 2028 and encodes 611 amino acids.